Messenger RNA from Merops nubicus (carmine bee-eater), 3359 nucleotides. RefSeq names its product FRAS1-related extracellular matrix protein 2-like. The annotation marks the transcript as partial. Gene Ontology annotation, biological process: cell communication. The record is from RefSeq and is a predicted model, not a curated record. Gene Ontology annotation, cellular component: membrane. Lineage: Eukaryota; Metazoa; Chordata; Aves; Coraciiformes; Meropidae. The transcript has 17 exons.
CUGGAAUAGAUUAUGUAGGCAUUAGUCGAAAUUUGGAUUUUUCCCCUGGAGUCAAUAUGCAGACAUUUCAUGUGGUCAUUCUGGAUGACCUUGGACAGCCAGUGUUAGAAGGGACUGAGAAGUUUGAGCUUGUGCUGAGGAUGCCCAUGAACGCUGCCCUGGGAGAACCCAGCAAGGCCACCAUCUUCAUUAAUGACUCAGUGUCUGACUUGCCUAAGAUGCAGUUUAAAGAAUCUGUAUAUGUAGGCAAUGAAAAUGAUGGACAGAUUUCUGCCAUGAUACAUAGGAGUGGGGACAUCCAAUACACAUCCACUGUGAGGUGCUACACAAGGCAAGGUUCAGCUCAGGUGAUGAUGGACUUUGAAGAACGUCCUAAUACUGACAGUUCCAUCAUCACAUUCCUUCCUGGUGAAACUGAGAAGCCUUGCACGCUGGUGCUUAUGGAUGACACUUUCCAUGAAGAAGAGGAAGAACUACGUCUGGUUCUUGGCACUCCAAGAAGUGACUCUUCCUUUGGUGCCUCUGUUGGCGAACAAAACGAGACGCUCAUCAAGAUUCGGGAUGAUGCAGACAAGGCUAUUAUAAAGUUUGGUGAGACCAAAUUUAGUGUCAGUGAACCGAAGGACACAAGACAAGUAGCAGUUGUGAAAAUCCCAGUGCUUCGUCUGGGAGAUACCUCCAAGGUUUCUGUUGUGAGAGUUCAUACGAAGGAUGGGUCUGCUACUUCUGGAGAAGACUACCACCCUGUGUCAGAAGAGAUUGAGUUUAAGGAGGGUGACACACAGCACUUUGUGGAGAUUGAAGUUCUCUUUGAUGGAGUGAGGGAGAUGAGGGAAGCCUUCACUGUUCACCUGAAGCCUGAUGAGAACAUGGUCGCAGAAAUACAGACAGCCAAGGCCAUUGUUUAUAUUGAAGAAAUGAACAGCAUGGCAGAUGUUACCUUUCCCUCUGUCCCUCAAGUUGCAUCCCUUUUGAUAUAUGAUGAUACUUCUAGAGCCAAAGACAGAACCAGUCCCAUAGCUGGCUACCCUGUCAUCUGUAUCACAGCUUGUAAUCCUAAAUAUGAAGACUUUGACAAGACUGGCUCGAUAUGUGCCAGUGAGAACAUCAAUAACACUCUGACCCAAUACCGGUGGCUUGUGAGUGCACCCACUGGUCCUGAUGGUGUGACUAGCCCCAUGAAAGAGGUGGACUUUGAUACCUUCUUCACUUCCUCCAAGAUGAUUACACUUGACUCCAUUUACUUCCAAGCUGGUUCUCGUGUCCAGUGCGCAGCUCGUGCUGUCAAUUCAGAUGGGAAUGAGGGUCUUGAGCUUAUGAGCCCCAUUGUGACUAUCAGCACAUCAGAAGGUCUUUGUCAGCCUCGUGUGUCAGGAGUAGUUGGAGCAGAACCGUUCUCUGCCAAGCUGCGCUACACGGGCCCGGAAGAUCCUGAUUACACCAACCUCAUCAAACUGACAGUCACAAUGCCCCAUAUCGAUGGCAUGCUGCCUGUUAUUUCUACAAGAGAGCUCUCCAACUUUGAGCUGACGCUUAGCCCUGAUGGAACUAGAGUUGGCAACCACAAAUGCUCCAAUCUGUUGGAUUACACAGAAGUGAAGACCCACCAUGGCUUCUUAACUGAUGCUACCAAAAAUCCAGAUGUGAUUGGAGAGACCAUUCCCUACCAAUACAGCCCAACAAUUAGAGGUUUCAAUACCUUACGCUUCUACCGCAACCUGAACCUGGAGGCCUGUUUGUGGGAGUUUGUGAGCUACUAUGACAUGUCUGAGCUCCUCACAGAUUGUGGAGGCACCAUUGGGACAGAUGGACAGGUUCUCAACCUAGUGCAGUCCUAUGUGACGCUGAGAGUGCCCCUGUACGUCUCCUACGUGUUCCACUCCCCGGUGGGCACAGGAGGCUGGCAGCAUUUCGACCUGCAGUCAGAGCUGCGGCUGACCUUCGUGUAUGACACUGCCAUCCUGUGGAAGGAUGGCAUCGGCAGCCCCCCCGAGGCAGAGCUACAAGGUUCCCUGUACCCAACCAGCAUGCGGAUUAGUGACGAGGGACGCUUGGUUGUCAACUUCAAGACUGAAUCCAGGUUUCAUGGCCUGUUUGUCAUGUCCCAUCCUGCUUCAUCUCUAACUUCCAUGGUCAUGUCAGCUGAUCACCCAGGGCUGACAUUUAGCCUGAGCCUGGUGCGAAGCGAGCCCACCUACAACCAGCCAGUGCAGCAGUGGAGCUUCGUCUCGGACUUUGCGGUUCGGGACUAUUCUGGGAUGUACAUGGUGAAGCUGAUAGCUUGCACCACGGCUCCUCAUCAGGAGUACAGCCUGCCAGUGAUCUGCAAUCCUAGGGAGCCCAUCACCUUUGAUCUGGAUAUCCGAUUCCAGCAGGUCAGUGACCCGGUGGCUGCUGAGUUCAGCUUGAACACUCAGAUGUUUCUCCUCUCCAAAAAGACACUAUGGCUAUCUGAUGGCUCAAUGGGCUUUGGGCAAGAAAGUGAUGUUGCUUUCUCAGAAGGUGAUGUCAUAUAUGGCCGGGUGAUGGUGGACCCAGUGCAGAAUUUGGGUGAGUCCUUCUACUGUAGCAUCGAGAAGGUUUUCCUGUGCACAGGAGCUGAUGGCUAUGUACCCAAAUAUAAUCCAUCCAACACUGAAUACGGGUGCCUUGCUGAUUCUCCUUCCCUUCUCUACAGGUUUAAGAUUGUGGACAAAGCUCAGCCAGAAACACAAGCCACAAGCUUUGGAAAUGUGCUUUUUAAUGCAAAGCUUGCAAUAGAUGAUCCUGAAGCGAUUCCAUUGGUGAAACAGCCAGGCUCUGAUGGAUUUAAAGUAGACUCAACUCCUCUGUUUCAGGUGUCUUUGGGCAGGGAGUGGUAUGUCCACACGAUCUACACCGUGCGUUCAAAAGAGAGCGCUAACCGUGGGAUCGGCAAGAGAAGCCUAGAGCACCAGUACCACCAGUACCACGCCCUCUUCAGUGCUGGGAGCCCAGGAGCAGCCACACAGAGGCGUCAGAAGAGGGGAGCUGAUCAGGAUCCAGAGCUUGCCAAAGACAUCGGGGCAGAAAGCAACCGAGGGACAAACAUACAGCACAUAGCACUGGAUCGCACGGGCAAGAGGCAGGCUCCGCGGGGGGAGGCUGCAGCCAAGGGGGUUCUGCCCAGGGAGCUGGACAGCCAAAGGGCAGGGCUCAGCAUAGUCACAGUCCUUGGUGGAGCUGCUGCCAUCUUCCUUGCCAUCUGCUUGAUUGCAAUCAUCGUGCUGCUGCUAAAAUGGAAACAAAAUUCGGACAAGCAGGAAGCCACAAAGGAGUCAGGCAGCAGUGAACCCAUGGUGCCACCAUAUAAUGAUACCAGUGACAGCUCAGAAGUUUAA